AUCCACGCAGUUGUGUUUGCUGUUGCAUUUACAUCAGCUCUGAACACCUCGACUUGGCAUCGCUUUUGGUGGUGGACGUCAGGGAAGAGUUGGCCUGCAGGUGUCACCGAUGUUCUGAAAAACGCAUAUGGAACGUGCAAACCAGGGGAUAUAUAUUGCUUCCAAAGGCUUCCUUCCUGGGCCGAGGAAGAUUCAACAGAAAUCCUUGCAAUUGACUCCGAAGGAACUGUGUACCAAUGGAAGUUUGAUGCAAAGAACCCAACAGCACAUGCUGCAUGGCAAGCAUUUCAUGACCAUCAAGAAACGGCAAGUGGUACGAUUAAAAACAAUCAAGCCUGGGACCCUGUAACAUUGGAAGGAAACAAACCCAAAGCAACGCAAGACUCUUUCAUGUACCGAGAUCAGAAUGGCGUGAAGUCACUUCUUCUGGACGACGACAACUGUGACUGC
Molecule: messenger RNA, 450 nt
Organism: Porites evermanni
Lineage: Eukaryota; Metazoa; Cnidaria; Anthozoa; Scleractinia; Poritidae
Source: the annotation of a GenBank genome assembly